ACAAUGCAAAUGAGGCGAGUCCUUAGGGCGCAGUUUUUGUGUGUGCGUGUGUGCAUGAGCGAACCUACAGAAUGCCUGUUAACCUACAGAAGGUAAGGAGGAAGUAAGUAGGGAGGGGAAGAAACAAGUCAAUUGCUACUAAGGCAGGGGUGUGACCGCAAAGAACUUCAAACAAAGAGUAUUCCAGUGGGUCUCGAGAGCAGCGGUGCUGUCAUGUUACACACUUUCCCACCGUCAGCAGUGGAACGCAGAGCGAGCGGCGUGAGAUUAGACGUUUACCUGAACGCUGCACUGAACUGCUGACAGGAAGCAGAGAUCGUGGUCAUGAUUGGUAUGAUUGGUGAGUGGUUGUGGUGGGACCGGCUAUGGCUGCCGGGGAACCUCACGUGGGCCGAUCUCAAAGACGAGGAAGGGCUCGUCUAUGCCAGAGUUUCCCACCUCUACGUCACUGUGCCGUAUGCUUUAGUCUUCCUGCUAGUCAGAUACUUGUUUGAAAGGUUAAUAGCGACACCGCUUGCAGCUUCGCUUGGCGUUUCAGAGAAGACCAGAUACAAAGUGGAGCGCAAUGCUGUUCUUGAACAUUAUUUCAUUACAAAGUCAAAACACCCAGGACAGGCAGAUAUUGAUGGCCUGUGUAAAAAAUGCAGCUGGUCAAGUAGACAAGUGGAGCGCUGGUUCAGGAGGAGACGAAACCAGGACCGUCCUAGUGUUCUAAAAAAGUUCAGAGAGGCCAGUUGGCGGAUGGUGUUUUAUCUGGGGGCGUUCAUUGGUGGAAUCAUAGCCCUGUAUGAUAAACCCUGGUUUUAUAAUUUGCGGGAGGUAUGGAAUGGUUAUCCCAAACAGUCCAUGCUAGAGUCGCAGUAUUGGUAUUAUAUUGUGGAGAUGAGCUUCUAUUUGUCGCUAGUGCUCAGAAUAACAUUCGAUGUCAAACGAAAGGACUUUAAAGAACAGAUCAUCCAUCAUUGGGCCACACUGACACUCUUGGCUUUCUCCUGGUGUGGAAACUACAUCCGGGUCGGGACCCUGGUCAUGCUCAUUCACGAUUCUUCAGACAUUCUUUUGGAGUCUGCCAAGAUCUUCAACUAUGCCAAAUGGGAAAGAACGUGCAAUGGCAUCUUUGUGGUAUUUGCUGCUAUCUUCAUAGUCACGCGGCUCAUAAUAUUUCCAUUUUGGAUCAUUCACUGCACAUGGGUUUACCCGCCCGACUAUUACCCUCCAUUCUUUGGAUAUUACUUUUUUAACUUCAUGCUUGUCAUCCUGUUGAUGCUCCACAUAUUCUGGGCCUAUCUGAUUCUGCGUAUGGUGAAGAUGUUCCUUUUCGGAAGUUUAACCAAAGAUGAGAGAAGUGACAAUGAAGAAGACGAGGAAGAGGAUGGGGAAACCAAUGUGACCGAGAACAAUGACGGACAUGUGAAAGUGACCAAUGGCUGUGGAGGAGGCGGAGCUAAUCAUCACUGACACUGACACAUCUUUCCUUAAACUGUGAAGGACUUUGAACUGCCCUCAGGGAUGCAAAGAGCCAAAAACAUUCUUUUGAUUUAUUUCCACACAGAAUAUGCCAGAGACCUGUCAAAACAAAUUGCAUCUUCUAAUAACACUGAAAACACGUUUAUUUUCUCCACACGGCUUCACUGGAGGUGAGGCGCUGUGUGUCUUGGCUCCCAUCCCCCCCCCCCCCCCCCCCCCCAAGAACUAAGAACUUUUUUAUUGUGGCACAGGAUCACAUGGGUAAUUAUGAAAGAACACUGCACAAAGAAAAAGAAACUCCUCGUAAGAUUUAAUAGACUCCUCAUUGUUUUUGAAGCUCAAAGAUCACGUCACACUGGCUGCCCUCGCUGUCUGGCAUCAUCCAUCGAGGCUUCAACCGCUGUGCUGCUGAGUUUUACAUCAACCUCUGCUGUCCAACGGAGUGUCUAUGAAGAACUGAAAUGAAAUCUCAAGUCUGCAUUUCUUGCAAGUGAUUUUGAAGAAGAACAUCUACUCUUGUAUCACUUUAACCUCUGGACUCUGGAGCUUCGGCUCUAACAGUAGACAGCAGACGUAUUCUUUUAGUGUCUGCAUCGGAUGUGUCCAACAUUGUGGCUUGAUGGUGUUCACACUGCAUAAACUUUUGAUGGCUGGAGGCCCUGAGUCUCUGCACUGCUGGUUUCUUGUAUGCAUUUCUAUGUGUACUCUGAAUCUGCACUCCCAUUGGCAGUCACCGCAUGACACUCUGCUCAACUCAAAUCACCAGCUGUCACUGAAAAUGAAGGACUUUCAGUCAGUCAGAGGUUUAAUAGUCACCUUCAGAUGUGUGUGCCACAAAACCAGAAGUGUUAUUUUUAAAAUAGCUAGUUUUAAAGGUGUUAAAACAUGUUUUAACUUUUUUACUUGCUCCACAAGAUUAUCUUCAAACUAGGAAUGAGGAAAUCUCACAAUUCCCAAUUCCCCUAACCUUUUAUUAUCGUAAAAGUGUAGUAACCAUAUUUUUUGGCAGAUUGAUUACCAUUUGUAUAACCACAGUUUUACCACAAAUACCAUGGUUAAACUAUGGUUAGUGUAGCAAAACCAUGGUUAAUUUGAGUUUAACUAUAAUCAUGUUUUCUUGGUUUUAUUUGUAGUAAAAUCAUGGUUAAUUUUCAUAAGGGUUGAAGAAUUGGCCCAACCUCAGGAAGCUGAAGUGGAAUGACAGGAAGAGGAAUUUAUUGAAUUGUAAUUUAAACAAGUGUGAAGUGUUUUUUCAACCUGGUCCACAAAAGGUAAUUUAAAUAUGUCAAUUAAAUGUAUAAAUAUGAAAUAUACAAACUAAAUCUAUCUAUCUGUCUGUCUGUCUAUUUAUCUGUGCCUUCAAACUAUUGCUCUGCUAUGACAGAAGUUGAAAUAUAAAAGUUCUGAUGCUCUGCUCGUGUUUAGCGUAGACACGUUUUCAUAAGAUAAUAUGUAUGUGACUUAAAACUACGUAAGUAUAUCUGAAGAAUGCUGUAUGUGAUAACUCUGAGAUUGUUUAAUAAGUCUUAUUGACAUUUUAUAAACUGGUUUAAUACUCACAUGUGUGAGUGACUGAUUUGGCAAGUGUUUUAGGCUAUUUACUCAGCUGAUAUGUGUAUGAGAGAAUGACAAAGAAUGAAUUGUGGUGAAUGAGGUAAGGCCUUUGCAAAAAAAAAAAGUAUGACAAAUCAUUUUUGUUUUUCUGGGGUGAUGCAAAGACCCACAGAUCAGCAGAGAUGGUUUUGAGAAUUUAUGUAGUGCAUUUACUGUUUUAUGCACUGAAAAUGUGAAGGCUUCAUUGAAGGAUAUAAUUUUUUUUAAAUGUUUAUAGUUUUAUUGUAAUAAAGAUGUUUUUGAUCUAA
Messenger RNA from Ctenopharyngodon idella (grass carp), 3329 nucleotides. It is a transcript of the gene cers3a, whose product is annotated as ceramide synthase 3a. Gene Ontology annotation, biological process: ceramide biosynthetic process. Gene Ontology annotation, molecular function: DNA binding; sphingosine N-acyltransferase activity. Gene Ontology annotation, cellular component: membrane. The transcript has 11 exons. The record is from RefSeq and is a predicted model, not a curated record. The coding region runs from base 325 to 1458 and encodes 377 amino acids. Lineage: Eukaryota; Metazoa; Chordata; Actinopteri; Cypriniformes; Xenocyprididae.